GGUGUUAUGGAAAAUAUCUAUUAAAAUAAGUAUAUUUUAAACUAAUUAAAGGUUUCUUUAUUUUUGACGUGUUUUGAUGAUUGUUAUUUUACAAGAGGAAGCGGUUCUUCAUGAGGGUUCAUGAAUUUCGUGGGUCAGAAGCAAAUGCUGUAAACGGAGAAAAUUACAAUUUAAAAGAAUCUGAUUUCUUGAAUGGCACAUGUGACGAAAGCAGUAGCAGGAAGCCAUUGAGUUACAAACCAGCGUCUGAUAGUUAUGAGGAGCCAUCAUUGCAGGAUGUUUGUUCUGAAUCAAUUAAGGAGACGGGAAGACGUAUAAAAGGGAUUUCAAGGAAUCGUGUUUGUCCAAAAGAACCAGCAAAUGGAGAUAACGAUCGAUGUGAAGGUUGCCUCCCAAAUGAAAGACUCGCAGCCAAUGCGUCCCAUUUAGAAAGUCACCUAGGGAAUUUGAAUAUCCCAAAAGGUUAUGACUGCAUGGUUCAGCCUGAGAAAAUCCAAAGGGAAAAGCGAAAAGCAGGAAGACCAAAAAAGCUAUCUUAUGUUGCUGAAGACGAUUCUUCAAAUAGUUCUCAUAAAAGAAAGCGCGGUCGACCAAAAGGCUGGAGAAAGAAUCCUGAGAGAGAUGUUUAUAUAGAGAUGAUUGAUGCCCCUUGUGAAAAACGUAAUCCGAAGAGUGUGUUUGAUGCGGUUGUCGUGCCGUUAAAUAAUUGUAAGGAAACUUCAAAAGAGGAUUCUGAUAAUGAAGCUUUGAGAAAUGGGAUCCAAAGCGAAACGAACGACCAUACCUGGGAUAUUAAUGCGGAUGCCGUCGUAAAACCGGAUUCAAACUCUUCUGAUUACGAAAUGGAAGAACCCGUUCCCGGACUCACCUUCGAAUCUAUGACUACUGGCCCUUCCUCAAGUGACCUACCUAGUAGUGGUGAGCCACUGAAUAUAGCUCAAUCUGAUUCUGAGUCUGAAACCAAUUUUGGUUUUUCGGAAGAUGAUUUUGCUGCUUUAGAUAAAAUUGAACAAGAUUUCGAAGCACAUGAUUUUGUUCAAUCAAAUCAGUUUUCUUCUCCCGAUUCCAUCUCCCGUAAGAUUCUGGUCUGCGAACAGAAUGAAACCUCGCCUCAGAAAGGUGCGAAUGAAGUAAUGAAAUUGUCUAGAGGUACUACGGUGGGUAAUCGGAAAGAGAAUAAUAACAUAUUUAAUACUAAUACUGGUGGAAAAGCGAAUGAGAUUGGAAUGCGAAUACCAUCGACAUCGAGUGGUUCAAGCAAAUUUGAAAAGAAGUCGUUUGGAAAUCCAGCCAACUUAAAGUACCCAAACUUUCUAAAAAGUCCAAGGGAUAGCACUAAAUUUUUGAAUACGAGAACGAAACCUUCUGUUAGCAACCUUUUUGCUUCGAAGAACUCUAAUUAUCGAACCAAGCAGGCGCUUUUUAAGCCAUUUCGACCUCCUUUUAAAAAAGAUGCACCUUUUAAUGUGAUUGAUGAAGAGACAAAACCGACACAUGCAAGUAGUCCAAGAAGACUACACCAUGAUAACGUUGCUGCUGGGUCCCUUACAAUCAAUAAGUUGCAGUCAGAAAUAUCUACUCUACAGGAUCAGAUAUCCGUAGUUGAAUUAGCUAAUGAUUUGGAAAAUAAUCAAGAAGAUGAGAUGGGAUUACUUGAAAAAAUUCAAAGGUGGAGACGAUCGGCUCAACUGGCUGUUGAGGUUCUCUUUCCUGUAUUUUCUUUAAAAUUUACUACCAUGUUACAGGAAAUCCCAGAGUCUGUUCUUCCGAGCGUGGUAGAUAAUCUUCGUUCAAAACCAUGCAACAUUGGAACUUUUCUUGAACAAUUGGAUAUUCCUUUCUCUUUAUUAAAUUAUAAUCCGGACAGCGAUUCUUGGGGAGAUGAAGCAUAAUAACAAAUUCGGAAUGAGUUUUACGCAUAAUUUGUUAAAUAAUGAUACAAAUAAUUAAUGCAAGUUUAGUUGAAGUCAAUAUAUGUUUUUACAAUUGU
This is a messenger RNA of Schizosaccharomyces octosporus yFS286, 1990 nucleotides long. RefSeq names its product Swi5 complex subunit Swi2. The record is from RefSeq and is a predicted model, not a curated record. The transcript has a single exon. Gene Ontology annotation, biological process: DNA recombination. The coding region runs from base 111 to 1892 and encodes 593 amino acids. NCBI's taxonomy places the organism in Eukaryota, Fungi, Ascomycota, Schizosaccharomycetes, Schizosaccharomycetales, Schizosaccharomycetaceae.